GAGACGAGUAGGGCGCGUCUGUUCACCGCGAAACGCAGAGGACAAUUCGGCCCACGAUUCCCACGCCUCUGUUUUCGUUUUGGUGGCUUUAUCCGCAAAGCGAGAGAGCGAGUCCCUUCUCCCUCUCCCAUCUUCUUAAACGGAGCGAAAGGAAGGUCGGCAGCGAGCAGCCAUGAAAGAAAACCAGGGCGCCGUGGUCCCGCCGACUUCCCCUCCUGCGAACCCGAUCGAGCAUCUGCAAGUCCGGUUCAAGGAACUAGAGACCGGCUUCAGGACGUGGCUCGCCAAGCAGCCUCUCCACGUGGAGGCCGCCGUCGUCACCGCCACCAGCGCCGCCCAGGGCGCCGCCAUCGGCGGCCUCCUCGGCACCCUCACCCCGGACGCCGCCUCCACCUUCCCCACUCCCCCUCCCCAGGCCGCCGGCCUCGACGCCCAGGCCUUGACCUCCUUCAAGCAAGCCCAGGCUUUUGCAGGUGGUCCCCUGGCACAAGCUCGCAACUUCGCAGUCAUGACAGGUGUCAAUGCUGGUAUAUCUUGUGUCAUGAGAAGACUUAGAGGACUGGAGGAUGUCCAAAAUAGCAUGGUGGCAGCUUUUGGUUCUGGGGCAAUGUUUUCAUUGGUUAGUGGCAUGGGAGGCCCAAACCAAGCUGCUAAUGCGAUCACAUCAGGGUUAUUCUUCGCACUUGUUCAAGGUGGCCUUUUUAAGCUGGGCCAAAAAUUCUCGCAGCCACCCGCUGAUGACAUGUAUUAUUCCCAAGCUAGAAGUAUGCUGGGAAACCUUGGACUUCAGAAUUAUGAGAAGAACUUCAAGAAAGGCCUUCUCACAGAUAGCACUCUGCCUCUCCUUACAGAUAGUGCUCUUAGAGAUGUCAAUAUCCCUCCUGGACCUAGGCUUCUCAUUCUUGAUCACAUUCAGAGAGACCCUGAAUUGAGGAAAGGAAGGCAGUGAAGCUGUUAACUGAAUUCUACAGAGAAAUCAUAGGUGCUCUACAUUGUUGGUCGCUGCUCUAGAUGAGCAUGUUUGCAUUUCUUCUAGUCAUUUUCUCAAAUUGCCACUUGGAGAUAAGCAGUAAACAUCAAAGGUUUAUCUUUGAGUUCUUCACACUUCACAAUCAGCAUUUUGUUUUAAUAUUUUGGUACUUUAUAGUGAACAUAGAGCCUAGAAAGCUUCUUUUUAGGACUACAGCUGUACUAGGCAAAUUCUUCUAUUGAUGCAUGUGCGUAAUGUCUUGGGUUAGGCUCGGGCUGGCCUGAAGUAGGAUUACUAACAGAAGAUGCUCUGGGGUAAUCUCCAAAAUGGCUACUGUUAUGAAUAAAGGGAAGGGUCUUGCUCUUGUGGGUGUACAAAUGGAAGUACAAUAUGCCUGUAGAGCAAAGGGAAACAUGUCAUGCCAAUUAUGAUGGGUCUUCAUCAUUUCUUUUGAGAAUGACCAGAGUGAAGUUAGUUGCUCGUCUUGCU
This is a messenger RNA of Phoenix dactylifera (date palm), 1459 nucleotides long. RefSeq names its product chloroplastic import inner membrane translocase subunit HP30-2-like. Gene Ontology annotation, molecular function: transmembrane protein transporter activity; protein binding. NCBI's taxonomy places the organism in Eukaryota, Viridiplantae, Streptophyta, Magnoliopsida, Arecales, Arecaceae. Gene Ontology annotation, biological process: protein targeting to chloroplast; protein insertion into mitochondrial inner membrane. The record is from RefSeq and is a predicted model, not a curated record. Gene Ontology annotation, cellular component: TIM22 mitochondrial import inner membrane insertion complex; chloroplast inner membrane.